Messenger RNA from Oncorhynchus mykiss (rainbow trout), 1595 nucleotides. It is a transcript of the gene fgfbp1a, whose product is annotated as fibroblast growth factor binding protein 1a. The record is from RefSeq and is a predicted model, not a curated record. NCBI's taxonomy places the organism in Eukaryota, Metazoa, Chordata, Actinopteri, Salmoniformes, Salmonidae. Gene Ontology annotation, molecular function: growth factor binding. Gene Ontology annotation, biological process: cell-cell signaling.
CAUGUGUGUGGCAUGAGGGAAUAAGGCGGUGGUGGGUGUGUCUGUGCUCUAUAAAUGCCACAUGCACGUUCCCCAGGUGUCAUAACGAAAUUGAAUAAUUUCCAUCUUUCCAAAUCCACAGAUAUUUUAGCGGGACAUGGCGCUCCUUACCAAUUUAGCCGUCUUGCUGGUUAUUUCCUGCAUAUCUCAGGAGUUUAUGGUUGCUAAAUGUCAAGGAUCCAAAAAAAGCGGGAUGAAGGAGAAAGAAAAAGGGGAACCAAUUGACAGAGAGCAACCAAAGCCCUCCGUCCCGUCUCCAGCGAAUAAAGACAGCAGCCCCAGAGGAAAGGGUGUUUUCAAGGGCAAAUUCUCCACCAAAGACCAGACGCAGUGCACUUGGGUUGCGACAGGUGAUGAUGCCUUUGUGCUUGACGUGAACUGCAAAAAAGGGGAAACAAGUUUCGACUGCAAAUAUGUGGCCAAACCAGCCACUUGCCCUGGGUACGAGUCCAACGCCAAAGCCUACUGGAAACAGAUUACGCGUGCUCUAAAGAAACAGAAGAAAUUAUGCUUGGACUCCACCGCUUUGAUUAAAGCAGGAAUGUGCAGAAAAGCUCCUAAGGAAGCCCAUUUCAAACUUAACAAUACACCCAGAGAUGUUGUUGUUCCAAGGACUACCAUUCAGACACAUUCUUCUCCUUAUGUUUCCCCAUCGGGUGCCAAAUCUUGCACAGUUGAUAAGAAGAGACUGGCGGAAGAAUAUUGCGCCGGUUCGUGGUCGAGUUUGUGUACUUUCUUUUUCUCCAUGGUCCAGAAUGAUGAUUGUUGAACGUAAAAGAAAUGCGUUGUCAUAAACAAACUAAUUAACACUUGUUGCUAUUUCUAAUCGCGAAUAUGAAUGUAUUUUGAUGGAUUGUGAGGAGAACCUAGUUUAAAGACAGAUUGUUGAGUACAUUUACAUGCACACUAAUAAUUUGAUAUGAAACUGAUUAUGGCAGUAGGCGGACUUUACAAUAGUCACUCAACCCCCUUACCUUGUUUGUUUUCGCCGUAAAAUCCUAAUCUAAGACAACAUACACACAUUGUUUUCUGAGCAAUCUUUCGAAUUAUUAGGACAUGUAUACACCUUUACUCGGUGUUCCAGCGGUAUAUUUGAUCUGUGAAUGUGCUAGCACCAGCCGAUCGAGCCUCCCUUUUUAGUGUGAGCGGAGUGUGUUUGGAACAACUGAAUGUAUGCAUCUUAGAAGUAGUUUUCACAUACAAACUUUAUACGUUCGAAUUCAGAAUCAAAUAUUAUUCCCAAAAAUAAAAUGUCCGCUGUGGUAGAACGUAUAUUUUGAUUGACGAUUUGCUGCAUUUAUCAGUGCCAUCGGGUAGCCCUAUUUCAGAUGUGUCCAUGUGAACAUGAUUAUUAGGGAAUUCGUUCUUCUUGCAAAGCAUGUAAACGGUUUAAUCGAACCAUUAUAUUAAUAUGACUAACCACAAUAAUCACAUUAUCGUGUGCAUGUAACCGCACUCAUACCAUCCAUACCACUUUUCCCUUUGAAAUGUUUUUGCUAGGUGUUGUAUUCAUUGUAAAGCUACAGUAGCCUACUUAAUAAAUAUUUUGUAUACUA